AUGGCGCUGAUAGACUUGCUCAACGCAGGGUGGCCACCAAACCCCCAGUGUGUAGACACCAUAAUAUCUGCAGAUCACAAUAAAGCAAAGUAUAAUAAACAUAUAAUCAGUGCCCAGCACAAAAACAUGGCCUCACAGAGUAGACAUCAGAUGGGGACCACUAGUUUGAUGGAGCAUUUCUUGAAGGAUGUGUUAGUCCACCCAAAUCAGUGUCAAGAAAGCAGUCUAAAGCUGAAAAUCAAUAAGAAGAAGACCCGAGAAAAUAAGUUUAAAACAUGGAAACUGAAUAACAAAUUACUUAAAAAUUACUGGGGCUUUAUUGAAGAGUUAUGUUCCAGACCUAGCAAAUCUCAGGAAGAUAUAAAGGAUAUUUUAGUUCGACCAUCAACAGAUUAAAAACUGGAGAAGAGAGAGCAGCAUCCCUUAGAGUUUGUUCAUAAGAUUGGGAACAGUAUGGAAGGAUUUCAUCCAGGUCAAGCUAUAAAUAGUGGACAAAAUUUAAUGUGUCCCCCAAUGUUUUCUAGUGCCCAGGCUUCUUGUUUGUUCAAAAGUUCCUACAAUAGACCAGUUAUGUCUAAUACUUUGAAGCUACCGCUAAUAGCCCAUUUGAUUGAGUUUACAAAUGUGACCCAAACAAAGUUGACAGAUAAUCCUGAAAAACUAGGCAGGAGCUCUAGUAAUACUAUACUAUCUCAUCUGGAAACUUCUUCCGUUUCAUUUCAGAAGCUUAAAGGAUUAAAUAGUAAAUCUUUAUGCAUAAAUUCAGGUAAAUUGAUUUUAGAGAAAGGUGUAAAAUCUCAGUGCAAAACUUUGUCUACUGGUUCUAAACUUCAUGAACUUGUGGGUACUUGAGGACUCCUUAAGAUUGGAAUCAUUUCCCACAUUAGCAGUAAACUCAGCAGCAAACCUAAAUAAAGUAACAUACCUCCUAACAAAGGGCUCUUUGAAGGUGCCAUUCCAAAGAACCACGAGGAAUUCUUUUCUGGUAUAUAUUGUACUAAAGAAGAAAAGCAUAUAUAUAUAUAUAUUUUUUUUUUUAACAAGUAAAACUUUUUGGAACAGAAUAGCUCAGUGUAUUCUGAAAUGAAAUUUAAUUGUGACUCUCUUCAGUCAACGUUUGGCUAACCCCAAGAGGCUGUACGAGACUUAAACCCUUGGGAAAAGGAGUGAGUUGAUCCAAAAGACAAUUGUAAAUUCAGAGGUUCUGCAAUGAGUUGUGAUCGCAGUUCCUCUUUUCUUUCACUGACUGACCAAUCUGAAGUAACUGCCAAAGAAAUGAAUCUUCCUUUAACAACAACAACAAUGAAAGCAUGUGCUGAUCUACAGUAUAAGAAAUCUUGUGUUUCUUAUAUAAGUUCUGAUAGUGAUAGUUCCCUCCAGUUGGUUACCAACUAAUCUCAAGUGACUGUUAAAGAAAUGUGUCUUCAGAAGGCUAUGCAUAUUGGUCUGAUUGACCAAAGCUAUGAGUCCAGUAGUUCUGACGUUGAUUUUGAUGGUAAUACUUCACUUUGGUCAAUUAUUGACCAUCCCCAACAGUCUGUAAAAGAAGUAAAGCUUUCCAAGGAGGUGCUCAUUGGUUUAACUGCUAAGAACUAUGGAUCUAGUAAUUCUGAAACAAGUGCUGACUCUGCUUUUCCACUUCAAACAGUGAUUGACCAGAUCCCAACUUUUUUGUCAAAAAAAAUUUGGAAGAAGGUUCACAUUGACUGGGUUGAUAAAAACUAUGAAGCAAGUUGUUCUGAAAUAAGUUUUGAUGGUGAAUUUUCACUUCAGUCAGUAGCUAACCAACCCUCACUAACUGUCAAGGGAAGAAACUUAAAGGCUAGGCAUGCUGACCUAGAUGACAAGACCAGUAAGCCCAGUAGUACUAAAGCAUAUCUUGUUUGUGACGUUUCUUUUCAGACAGUUACUGAUGAACCUUGGAAGGCUGUUGAAGAGAUACACCUUCCGAGUAAGAAGAAUGCUAAGGUUGUGGAUAAGAAUCAUGAAUUUUAUGGUCCUGAAGUGAUUUUUCAUGGUGGCAUUCAAUUAAUGGCUGACCAAUCUCAAGUAGGAGUCCUGGAGUUAGAUCAUGACUUGGAAAACAAGAGCAAUGAACCUAGCAUUUCUGAUAGAAGUUUUGAUUCUCAUAUUUGUCUUUGUCAAUCAGCUAAUAAUCAAGUGGCUCUGGAUGAAAUAAAUCUGAAAGAGCUAAGUGUUGAUCUGGAAGUUAAAAGCUCCAGUCCUGAGUUGAUCUUUGAUCCGGAUCCUCUGUCUAUUACUGAGCAAUCUCAACUAGAUUUUGAAGAAAUAAAAGAUCAUUUUAAUAUGCAAGAUAAUAGUUGUGAAUCAAAUAGUUCUGAAAUAACUCUUGAGGCUGACAUUUCUCUUCAGACAGUAGUUGACCAACCUGAAACUGUUUAAGAGGAGGAAUGUGUUGAUCUGGAAGAUAAAAGUAGCGAAUCUUGUUUUUCUGAAAUAACUUUUGAUUCUGAUGUACUCUAUUCAGAUACUGAACAAUCUGAAGUAGCUGUUAAAGGAAUAACCAUUCAGGAAGAAGAACCUGUAAACUUUGGUUUGGAUUCUGAUAUCCCUCACUAUUUAGUGACUAAUCCUACUGAUGCAGCUAUUAGAAAGCUAGAUCUUGGAAACGAAAAGCAGAUGUAAUUAGAAAAGAAGGAAAAUGAAUCCAGUGGUUUGGAAUUAAGUUUUAAUUAUGAUAUCACUUUUCACUCACGUAACGCUUGUUCUGAAGUUUCUAUUAAUGAAAUAAACCUUCAGAAAGAAAAACAAGCACAUUUUGAAAAUAAGGAAAACAAAGUUGAUGAACUUAGUAUUUCUAAAGCAAGGUUGGAUUCUGAUAUUCCUCUUCAGUCAUUAACUCACCAAUCAGAAGUAGUGGUUGGAGAAAUAUAUCUUCAAAACAAAAAGCCUACUGAACUAGGAGGUAAAAGUGCUGAACCUAGUGGUUCUGAAGUAAUUUUGGAUUCAUAUAUCCCUUAUUUGGUGACUGAACCUCAAAUAUCUAUUUAAAAAAUAAACAUUCAGAAAGAAGAGCAUGUUGUCCUAGAAUAUAAGAGUGAUGAAUUUAGUGGUUUUGAAAUAAGUUUAGAUACUGACGCUCCUCUUCAUUCCAUCACUGACCAACCUUAGCUAGCUUUUUUGAAGGAAAAGGGUGUUGAUCUGGAAGAUAAGAACAAUGAAUCCAGUGAUUCUCAGAUAAGUUUUGAUUCUGAUGACCCUCUUCAGUUAUUGGCUGAACAAAUUCAGGAAGUUGUUAAAACAAUAAACUCAAAGAAGAAAAUGGAGAUUAACAUAGAAAAUAAGAUGGAUGAACAUAUGGCUAAAUUAAUACAUGAUUCUGAUGUUUCUCUUCAGGCUAAGACUGAUCAAUCUGAGUACCUGGAAGAUAAGAACAGCUGAUAGAGUGAUUCUGAAAUGAGUUUGGAUUCUGAUUUCUUGCUUCAGUUUACAAUUGAUCAACCUCAAAUAACUAUUUUGGAACUAGAGCAUAUUGAACUAGAAGAUAAAUAAAAUCGAUCAUGUGUUUCUGAAAUAAGUUUUGAUUGUGAUAACCCUCAUCAGCCAGUGGCUGACCAGCUUCAGAAAGCUGUUAAGGAAAUGAGUCUUUGGGAGGAUGCAGAAGGUAGCAUGGAAGAUAAGAGGGAUAAAUCUGUGGGUUAUGAAAUCAUGCAUGAUUCUGAUGUUCUUCAGUCAGUGGCUGGUCAAACUGAAGAAGUACUUAAGGAGAUCAACCUUUGGAAGGAGCGUGUUGAUUCGGAAGAUGAGAUUGUCAAACCUAUUGGUUCUAAAAUAACUUGUGAUUCUUAUGAACCCUGUCAGUCUGUGGCUGAUGAAAUUGAGACUAUUAAAGAAAUAAAACUUCUGAGAAGGGAAAUAUUUGCCUGAAUAAUAAGGUCUUGAACUCAAUGGCUCUGAGCUAUUUAUUAUUCAGAUGCAUAUAAAUCAGUGGUUGAACAACCUCACAUUUUGGAAAAGGAGCAAGCAAAGUUGGAAGAUAAAAGCAAUAAUCCUUGUGGUCUUAAAAUAAGUUUUGAUUCGGAAGCCCUGCAGUCAGUGGAUAACCAACUUCUAAGAUCUGUUAAGGAAAUAAGUCUUUGGAAGGCAGACCACAUUUAUCUGGAAGAUGAGACCAAACUAAGUGAUUUUGAAGUACCUUACAACUCUGAUGUCCCUGUUCAGUUCGUGACUGAUCCUGUAGCUGUCAAAGAAAUAAACUUCCAAAAGAAGGACCAUAAUAACUUAGAAAUUAAGAACUGUAAAUCUAGAGAUUUGGGCAUUCAUAUUCAGAAAGAUGUUGAUCAACCUCAAGUGGUUUACAAAGAAACAAAUCUUCAAAUAAAGCAUCUUGAUAUGGAAGAAAAGAACAAUGAACCUAGUGAUUACAAUUUGUAUUCUGAUGUCUUUCUUUAAAUAGUAGCUAACCAAUCUCAAGUGUCAGACAAAGAAACAAAUCUUUAUAAGAUGGUGUUUUUGGACCUUGUCACCAAAAAUAAAGAUGGUGGUGUCAGUGACUGACUUCCUUAUAUGACUGUCAAAGAGAAGAACUGUAUAAAUGCAGACUGUAUUGAUCUAGAAGAUGAGUUAUAUUCUUGUGCUAAUCAUUCCAAAGAGAUUUUCAAAUUUGUAAACCAGAAGGGAGACUAUAUUGUUCUGAAUUUGAGUUGUAAUUGUUGUGGUUCUGAAAUAGACUUAAGUGUUAAUAUCUCACAUCAGUCCAGGACUUACCAAUUUCAAAGGUCUGAUAAAAAAUUGGAUAAACAGAUUGAUUUGGAAGAUAAGAGCUGUGUUGGUGGCCAGCCUAAAGAAGCUGUAAAUACAAUAGACUUGUUUAAGAAGGUAGCCUUUGCCCUGAAAGAUAACUAUGAUUCCCAGUCCUGCUCUGUUUCCAUGGUUGAUCCACUAAGAAACCGAAAAUCAAAAGGGAUCAUAGAAGAUAAUCCUCAUGAACCACUUCUUGAAACCUUGCCUCGUGUCCCUCCCUCCUUUGUAGGGAAAACAUAGUCUCAAAUAAUAGAAGAUGAUGUAAAAAUAAAUGCUCUUGUGAAAGCAUUCAGGGACGAUUGUUUUUACGGUUACUUUGAUGAUAACUAUGAGACCAGGAAAAUUUUUAAAAAUUUGAAUGAAGGAAAAAGAUUGCUACGACUGACCUUAACUAGGAAACCACAUUAA
Messenger RNA from Chrysochloris asiatica (Cape golden mole), 5172 nucleotides. RefSeq names its product zinc finger, DBF-type containing 2 (gene ZDBF2). Gene Ontology annotation, biological process: genomic imprinting; epigenetic programming of gene expression. The record is from RefSeq and is a predicted model, not a curated record. NCBI's taxonomy places the organism in Eukaryota, Metazoa, Chordata, Mammalia, Afrosoricida, Chrysochloridae.